Molecule: messenger RNA, 2424 nt
Organism: Necator americanus (New World hookworm)
Lineage: Eukaryota; Metazoa; Nematoda; Chromadorea; Rhabditida; Ancylostomatidae
Exons: 20
Coding region: 1-2424 (807 amino acids)
Source: RefSeq, a predicted model, not a curated record
AUGAGAUUUAUCUGGAUAAUCCUUGUUUUAAAUCAAGUACAAUGCGAAAAUAUUGAAUGUGUUCAUGAUCCUUCUCUUGCUGGACGAUGUCUUCGUCCACUUUUGGAUGUAUGGGAAGCAAUUCGAGAAACUGAAACAGUUGCCAGAGAUCUUCUUUUUCCGGUGCCGUUCUACUCGAAAAUUGCUGUUCACAAGCUCUGCGCAUCCUACAUUACCGUCACCGACGAAUGCUCGGCUAAUGACCAAAUGCGCAAAUGUCCCCCGGAUCCAAUUAUACAAUUUGUUGAUAGCCACUUGAAGUUCGUAUGCGGUCAGUAUGGACCAGCUGUUAUGGACAACUUUGACUGCGUAUCCAAGUCGCUACUUGAGUUACAGCAUUGCCGGGAGCACAUACGUGGAGUUCCAAAUCCAAUGCAAAAUUCUGGGAAAUGCGAUGGUAUGGUCACAUUCUUCGAUUGCAUCAAGGAUAGGCUCAAUUUAGAAUGUGGGGAAAUUGCCACCUCACUUCUGGGAGCAUCAAUCGAAGAACUAGGCUGUUUAGAUGGUACUACCAAAUAUAACGACGUUUUGAAGCAAGUAAAUUCCACUGAUAUGCUGACUGAACAAUUUAGAAGAGACUAUUUCAAGAACGCACAGAAAAUGGAACUGAAGAUACCAUCCAUUAAAGCAGCUCGCACUUACGAAGAUUAUCCGAAGAUGCCAGAAAUAGCGUUUGCCAAAGAUGAAAAGAACAUAAAAAAGGAACUGGUAACUACUUCAAUCGAGGAUGAAGAAGACAACGCAACAAAACCUGCACAAUUUAUGGAUUCCACAGAAUCGGCAACAGUGGCAGCAACAGAAACGCCAGAGGUCGUCGCUUCUACACCUUCCGAGAGCACUACGGAGGAAUCAUCGAACGACGCCGUCGAGGAUGACACCUCGACUGAAGAACUUCAAGUUACGAAUGAAGUGGUUGAAACCACCACACAUCCGCCGUACUGCAUUCCACACCGCGAUCAUCUGACCAUCAGCAACUGUUACAAGGGCGUAAUGGCGAAAGCAGCGCUACUUUCUGCUGGAUCACCCGCUACGGCUACAAUUCAUUUCCCCUUAUAUAACGUGUCCGUUGAAGAUGUGGUCGCAUUGUGCGAUGACACUAGGGAUGCUACGAAGUGUAUGGAUGGAGUUGAUAAAUUCUGUUUGCAUCCGCAACUGAAUUUUGUGGAGCAGCAAUUCCUUGCCACCUGCGAACUUCUCAAAAUGCGAGAUUUCGAUAUUGACUACACCUGCAUUCAGAAGAAACUGCUAGAGAGGGAGGAUUGUGUGACAUACGUGAACGGCACGAUGGAUCCAAGCGAAGACAAAUGCGAAGGACAGGAAACGUUAUUGAGCUGUAUGAAAGCGGAACUUGAGCAGGAAUGUGGAGAAGAAUCAUACAACAGUGUUGUAACAAUGCUUCGAGGAUAUGGAUGCAAUAUUUCAGAUGAAAUAGUUGCUUGGAAUACCUCGACAAUUCUUCAUACUACCACGACUUCAUACAAAAUCGCUUCCGCAACAAAAACAUCAUCAACAACACAGAAGAUUUAUCAGGCUACUACUUUACCUCCGAGUUCGUUCUCCUCUAGCGUUGUCGAAGGAAGCGGGACUACAUUCGACACGGAACCCUCCUCUCCUAUCCCUCUUAUUGAUGACUCAUCCCAGAAAGUGCAUGAGUUACUAAACCUUCAAAAUAAUUUCUUGGCGACAACAGCAGUAAAUUUUGGAACAACACCAGCACAAGGAACCGUCCCCGUUGCUGGAAAUGACAAUGAAAUCGGUCCGGGGACACUCAUGGAAGACAAACUCUCUGAACUUUCAACUUCCACAGAAAAGGAAGAAUCAGUAAAUGAGGUCGAGGAAGAUUCUCCAUUAUUUAACUAUACAGUCUCAAGUAACUGUACAAGCAGUAUGCGAGAACAUGCUAGAGUAUGCACUGCACCUCUGAUGCGAACUUGGGCUGCGCUACGAGCUACGUGGCCUCAUUUAGCUGAGGUCACCUUCCCCGUCUACAAAUACUCACGAGUUCAACUUUUGGAGCUAUGCGAUAGUUAUGCGAACGUUUUCUUAUGUGCAAACAUAGACGAUAUUCGUGUUUGUCUCAUGGAUGAAUUAGUACGAUUCGCUCAAGAUCACCUCGGUUACAUCUGCUCACCACAAAAUAUACAACGAUUCAUGGGCCACUACGAUUGUAUCAUGGAGCAAGAGGCAUUGGGAAAGGAUAACUGUCGCCGGCAUAUUAUAGGAGAAGCCGUGCCCGGCAGGGAUGAGUAUAAAUGUCAUGGUGUGAGAUCGUACAGUUCUUGCCUGGCACCACAUCUGAUGAGGAACUGCGGCAAGGACGCGCUAAGGGAAUUCGACGCUAGUGUGCGACAGUUCGGCUGCCAGUCGGGAUUACUACAGGAUUAG